Molecule: messenger RNA, 2254 nt
Organism: Lontra canadensis (Northern American river otter)
Lineage: Eukaryota; Metazoa; Chordata; Mammalia; Carnivora; Mustelidae
Gene: BIN2
Product: bridging integrator 2
Exons: 14
Coding region: 60-1799 (579 amino acids)
Biological process (GO): plasma membrane tubulation; podosome assembly; phagocytosis, engulfment
Cellular component (GO): plasma membrane; cytoplasm; phagocytic cup
Molecular function (GO): phospholipid binding; protein binding
Source: RefSeq, a predicted model, not a curated record
UCCUUGGGGGCCUCCAGAAAACCACAGGCCGCCGGGCCAGGCCGCCCGGGGCCGGCAGGAUGGCGGAGGGCAAAGCGGGAGGCGCCGCCGGCUUGUUCGCCAAGCAGGUGCAGAAGAAGUUCAGCAGGGCCCAGGAGAAGGUACUGCAGAAGUUGGGGAAAACUGUGGAAACCAAAGAUGAACGGUUUGAACAAAGUGCCAACAAUUUCUACCAUCAACAGGCAGAAGGCCAGAAGCUCUACAAGGACCUGAAGAACUUCCUUAGUGCAGUCAAAGUGAUGCAUGAAAGCUCGAAGAGAGUGUCAGAAACCCUGCAGGAGAUCUACAGCAGCGAGUGGGACGGUCACGAGGAGCUGAAGGCCAUUGCAGGGAAUAAUGAUCUUCUUUGGGAAGACUAUGAAGAGAAACUAGCCGACCAGGCUUUGAGGACCAUGGAAAACUACGUAGCCCAGUUCAGCGAGAUUAAGGAAAGAAUUGCCAAGCGGGGUCGGAAACUUGUGGACUAUGACAGUGCCCGACACCACCUGGAGGCGGUUCAGAAUGCCAAGAAGAAAGAUGAGGCCAAGACUGCCAAGUGCUCAAAGGACAGUCAGAGAUGCCAAGGCUGGGGAGGGCUUGGGUCUGGGGAGGGAGAGGUGUGGCCCCAGGCAGAGGAAGAGUUCAACAAAGCCCAGAGUGUGUUUGAAGACUUGAACCAGGAACUGCUGGAGGAGCUGCCUGUUCUUUAUCACAGUCGUAUUGGAUGUUAUGUGACCAUCUUCCAAAACAUUUCCAACCUGAGGGACGUCUUCUACAGGGAGAUGAGCAAGCUGAACCACAGUCUCUAUGAGGUGAUGAGCAAACUGGAGAAGCAACAUUCCAACAAAGUCUUUGUGGUGAAGGGAGUAUCCAGCAGCAGCAGACGCUCUCUAGUCAUUUCUUCCCCAGUUCACACGUCUGCAGUCUCCAGCCCCCUGACCUCACCUACCAGUCCCUCUGCACUUUCUUUGAAGAAUGAGAGGGAGUCCAUCUCUGCCAGUGACGAAGAGCUGGCAUCCGAUCUGGCCCCAGGAGAAGAGGAUUCUGAGAUUAAAGACAAGGAGACGGAGGAGGAAGAGUCGGAAGCCAGCUCCUCUGAGGAGGAAGAGUCCCUGCCAGCUUGCAACGGUCCCGCCCAGGCCCAGCCCUCUCCCGCCACUGAGGCCGGCAGGUCCCAGGAGGAAGUUCUCCCUUGCUCGCCCUCUCCGUCCCCAGGCAGUACCCUUACCCCCUCAGAGCAGCCCUCCUCUCUCCCAGAAGUAGUCCUCCGAACCCACACCUCAGGUGAAGGAGCUGAACAACCAAAGAAGAGAACCUCCAUCCAGAGGACCUCAGCACCUCCAAAUAGGCCUCCUCCACCCAGAGCCACUCCCAGCCCCCGGCACUCCUCAGGGAACAUACCCUCCAGCCCUCUAGCCUCUGAGCAGGGCUCACCUGCCAGUCCUGGGGCCUUCUUGGGGGCUGGGACUCCAAGUCCUAGGACCUCUUUAGAGGUUUCUCCUGACCCACAGCCACCAGAAAAGCCAGUAAGAACUUCUGAGGCCAGAGAAAAGGAAAGCAUCAACAAUCUGAAUCCAGAAGAACUUUGUAUUUCCCCUACCUUGAUGUCUGAGGUCUUUUCAGAGUCUGACGCGGCAAAGAAGAUGGAGGGCAAGGAAGAGAACAGUCAGCUCACCUCCGCUGAGAGCCAAGAUCUUCAGCUUCAUGUCUCUGCCAUUCCAGAAGAGAGCAAUGUCAUGCCUCAAGAAGAGGUAUCUACAGUUCAAACUGAUUACCUCUGAAGAGGGGCUACUGAGACCUCCACACACACCUCCCCAGAGAAGCUUCUCAGCUAGAGGGUAUAUAGGUCAGAGGGACUUAAGAUCUAGCAUUCCUUUGUAGGUUCUCGAACCGUUUGAAUGCUGGUGGUCUUGAAACAUCUAGCAUUAAUGGAGGCUGAGGAGCAGACUUGGGGGAGGGAGGGCGGCAGGCUGGGGAGAAGAAACUCUUAGUUCCCGGGAAUAUUUAAUUCAGGCUUUUAGCACUGUUAGAAUAAGAAGACUUCAUAUAUUAAGUAAAGUCGGCCUAAAGUGACUAUAAAAAGCAUAAGCAUCUGUAGACAGAGACACGUCUGCAUAGAGACACAUUACCACAAGUACUCAGAGAAUAGUGAACGAAUCUUUGACUUACCACUCAUUUUGCAAGACUUAGAGCCAAAAGAACAGAUUUUCAGAUUGUUAAAUAAAGGAUUACUCUG